Messenger RNA from Anisakis simplex (herring worm), 870 nucleotides. Lineage: Eukaryota; Metazoa; Nematoda; Chromadorea; Rhabditida; Anisakidae. The record is from the annotation of a GenBank genome assembly.
AUGACCUCCACAGUGUACCUCGCUCUUAUUCAAACACGAGCCGCCUUCCUCAACCAAAUGCUCGAUGCCCUACAAUAUCCUGACAUUGAGGCACUAAUGGCCUCUGAUGAUCCUGACACUGCCUUUCGAUCACAACUCCUCGUGGUCGAAGCAAACAUUCGCAAACUCAGUCGUUCCAUCACUCAAAUUGACGACACUCACGCUGCUUGGAUCGCUGCUAUUCAACAACUUCGACCCGCUGAACGCACGGGCGAAGCCGACAGCUACCGAGACGCAACCACAACCUCGGAUAGCUUCUUAUUCGUUCUGGAACGCGCUCACAACGCUCUCGAUGACCUGCACACCGCAAAACUCAAUCUCGAACUCAGAAUCGGACGUUCAACCUCGCCUGCUGGCAGCGUUCCAUCCGGAAGUGUACCAGUCAAUACAAACGAUCAAUCCGGCAGUGUACCAGUGAACACAAACGACCAAUCCAGAAGUGUACCAGUCAAUACAAACGACCGCAUCCCGAUGCAGCCGAACAACCACCUUAUCAAUCUACCGAAGCUACAAAUCGCUAAAUUCGACGGUGACUACCGUAGAUGGCCACAAUUCUGGGCGACAUUCGAGCAUGCCAUCGACACACAGCCAAUCACCGACGUCGAAAAGGUAGCUUAUUUGUUAUCUUAUCUAGAAGGAAGAGCCCUUGAGGCAGUCGCGGGCUACACGGUAGCCCCAGAGCAUUACGAGUCAAUCAAGCAAACACUACGGGAAAAGUUUGGUCGGCCACAAACACUACUGAAGGAACUGUAUGCGGAACUACAAGAGAUGCCGUCUUCGAAAAAAGACAACAGAGAUCUGGCUGAGUACGUAACAAAUAUCGAACGUGUC